AUGGGUUUGAGGAAGUUCCACUGCGUUCCCGAAGGGAAGAAAGUGGUCAUGAUUAAUUGGUCUAUGAAUAAUAGAGAAACCAGCAGAUCAAGCUUUGCUGGUUUCAGAAUCUUUGUAAUCCCCAAGACCCCCUCUUCUUCCUUCUCCUUCCUUCAUCUUCUUUCUUUAUAUCCUCGGUUUCUACUUGUCCUGUUUUUCAUAUCACUCCGGAGGAAGUUAAAAAUGGCAGACUACAAACAUGGUGAAGACUUCUAUGGCACCCAAGACCAUGAGGAAACAACCGAGUCCAAGAAAUACGGAGGAUUGGUGCCAAAGAAGAAGCCCUUAAUCUCAAAGGACCAUGAACGUGCCUUCUUUGAUUCAGCAGACUGGGCAUUAUGUAAGCAAGGUGCAGGAGUUAAUCAAAAAUCAACAGUGGCAAUCGAGACUUUGAGACCAAAGCUUCAGAGAACACCACACCAACAAUUACCUCCAAGAAAACCUGCUUGUACAUCAGGUCGAGAAAACAAUGCGCAGUAGAUUUCAUCAGGUGGUCUGAGAAGUUGAUGAAAAUGUUCAUAACAUUUUCAUGAUGAUGAUGAAAUUGGAUACAUUUGCAAUGUGCACUUGAAUUACUUGGUAUCUUUUAAUAAAAUGGAUUCCUUAUUGUUGAAAAGAAAAUUUGCAUUGUUCUGUCAUUGGCUUAUCACUUAUGCUUGAUUUGGAUGCGUGGUGAGAGCUUCGUCGUUGUGUUAGAGCUUGCAUUUGUAGACUCCGAUGCAUUAAAAAAACUUUUAUCACGCGUUCAAAUCAGAGCUUAAAGUUGUGAUUUUUAUAAUUCAAAGAAUCCAAUACAUUUCUCCCCAUGGUGAGUGGUAAUAUGAGAU
Durio zibethinus is the source of this 866-nucleotide messenger RNA. The record is from RefSeq and is a predicted model, not a curated record. NCBI's taxonomy places the organism in Eukaryota, Viridiplantae, Streptophyta, Magnoliopsida, Malvales, Malvaceae.